AAGUUUGCUACUGUGUCACGUCUUCAAUGAACAUCCCGUGCCAUGACAAGAUUGGGCCCCCAAUUUUCACCCAAAUAAACCAUUUAAAAUUUUUUUUUCCGCCCUCAAAUAAUGACAAAAUAAAUCAGAAAAACAAUUUAAGAGAGAGUCCUGACCCUGAGGUUAGGUUCUCUCAUUCAUUUCUAUGCCAGAAUUUAACUUCUCCUGACUUCUGACAAAGGAUUUUCCUCACCAAGCAGAAAACUUGUUUGAAUUUAAGCUUGAAAGCUAGGAUUUUUGCGUGUAAAACGACUUGCAUUGGGACAUUCAGCUUGGUUUUUAGAUAAGAAACAACAUUGGGUUGCUUUAUUUCGAGAAUUAAUAGCUACGGAUGGUGUUGAGGAAUUAUCUGCUCGGUACUUGAAUUCAUUAUUUGAGCUUGAAAGCUAGGGUCUUUGGGCUCGGUUUUAAUUAAAAAAACAACAUUGGGUUGCUUAAGGUUUUGAGGAUUAAUAGCUAUGGAUGGUGUUGGAGAAUCAUCUGAAUCUGGGUCUGGAGAAUCAAGUUCCCACUUAAUAAAAAAUGAGGCUUUUCGUGAUGAAGAGAGUUGUCCUAAACAAGUGUCACCUAUUAGGGGCGGUGGGUCGAGGAAUACAAGCCCGUUGGGUCGUGUAGGAUCGAGGAACACUAGUCCGUCUAGGCAGAAGGUGAUAAAGACUAAACCACGGGGCUUAGAUGAGGAAACAGUUGCUACAUUUGGUAAGGCGGUUCAUCCUGAUGUUCAAAUGGAGGAUAACAUAUGGGCAAUGUUGCCUGAGGACUUACUGAAUGAAAUUUUGGCUAGGGUUCCUCCAUUUAUGAUAUUUCGGCUUCGUUCAGUUUGUAAACGAUGGAACUCAAUACUUCAAGAUAAUAGUUUUCUUAAGUUUCACUCACAAGUGCCUUCUCAUGGGCCUUGUCUACUUACAUUUUGGAAGAACUCACAGACUCCACAAUGCUCCAUUUUUAGCUUGCCAUUAAAAACUUGGUAUAGAGUUCCCUUUAAUUUUUUGCCUCAGUGGGCCUUCUGGUUGGUUGGCUCUUCUGGUGGUCUAGUUUGCUUUUCUGGACUAGAUGGUCUAACUUUCAAAACUUUAGUAUGUAAUCCUCUUACACAAACUUGGAGAACACUGCCAAGCAUGAAUUAUAACCAGCAAAGACAAUUGAUUAUGGUUGUGGAUCGAACAGAUAAAUCUUUUAAGGUUAUAGCCACAAGUGAUAUUUAUGGUGAUAAGUCACUGCCCACUGAAGUCUAUGAUUCAAAGAUUGAUACGUGGACAGUCCACCAGAUAAUGCCUGCUGUUAAUCUUUGCUCCUCAAAGAUGGCGUAUUGUGACUCCAGGUUGUAUUUGGAAACCCUUUCACCACUUGGUUUGAUGAUGUAUCGACUGGAUUCAGGAUAUUGGGAGCAUAUUCCAGCAAAGUUCCCAAGAUCUUUGUUAGAUGGUUAUUUGGUUACCGGGACACAGAAGCGCCUGUUUCUGGUUGGAAGAAUUGGUCUUUAUAGCACUCUACAGAGUAUGAGAAUUUGGGAAUUGGAUCAUGCUAAGAUUAUGUGGGUGGAGAUAAGUAGAAUGCCACCUAAGUAUUUUCGAGCUUUGUUGAGGCUAUCAGCUGAGAGAUUUGAGUGCUUUGGACAGGAUAAUCUUAUAUGCUUCACAUCCUGGAACCAAGGGAAGGGCCUCCUUUAUGAUGUGGAUAAAAAGGUUUGGUCUUGGAUUGCUGGCUGUGCUCUUCAGUCAUACAAUAGUCAGGUUUGCUUUUAUGAGCCAAGAUUUGAUGCUUCUGUCCACUGAGGUGGAAAAUUUGCUUAAGGAGAUUUGUGUUCAUGAGCUGUUGAGAGGUUAACAUGCAGCAAAAAACUCCUCUUUCUUUUGUAAGAAAUGAAUGAUAUCAACUUUUGUACUAUCCUUUUUCCCCCGUCCUGCACAUAUACUGGAAUUACUUCUCACUUGUUGGUGGAUUGUGAAUCAAGUGGAAUCCAGUGGUCCUUGCUACUGCAUCAGCAUCUUAAGCAUAUCCCUUUGAAGCUGUUUCUAUCACCAAGGUUUUUGGCGCAAUUGGUGAUAUCAUUCCAUAUGAGACUCAAUGAUCCACAUUGACACUGGGCAGACUUGUAUUUUGAUGACUAGAUGAGGGCUGGGCUUCUUGAAGGUGUAUAUCAUGGGAAUGAUUUUUGGAGAAGAAUUGGAAGAAAUUUUUAUUUUUAUGGUAGCCUUUGCAUACUUACUUAACGUUUGGUACAUUGGCAGUUCCAUUUCAAAAUGUUAUUUUACUUUCCUUGCCUGUUGAUUUAUAUCCUGAUGUCUGACUAAUGUGAUUUUGCUGUCUUCAUCACAGCUUGUACACAUUGUACUUUCGAUGUUGUUAACUCUUUCAGUUCUCUAGAAGGAUUUCUCCCCUUUUAUUGAUUUGGGAACUCUUCUCGACCCUCUUUACUUUUUUUUUCCUUAAAUAAAUCUAAUAAGGCUGUUUAAAUUCUUUUUAGACGUCAUUUGCUAGAAAUUUACCACAAUUCCAAUAAUAACAAAAUGGUGCCUUUUCAUGAUCUUCGAAAAUGAUUUGGAGCAUCCUUGGAUUAUGCUGGAAGUUAUACUAUUAUUGUUUCUCAUAAAAAAAAAAUGGACCACUUGAGUUUGGUUAUGAUCUGUGAUGAGUUAAUCCAAUCUGGUGGUUUCUCUGACACCAUAUAAUGUGUUGUAUUUUGCUGCACCAAAUGAAUCAACAUCAUGCUUUAUCCUUUUGCAUUAGCUUUCAUAUCGAGAAAGCUUCGCGAAAACCUUCUAGGAUAUUCAACCUAGAAAUUUUCUAGGAGUUUCACUUUCACUAAAUGGAAAUAUGAAGGUCAUUUCCCCUGAAAUAUAUCUUAGAACUUGUUCUGUAUGUAUUCUAGAGCAGAGUGUCUUUGUUAAGUUCUAUAGUCACAAUGCGAAAGAUUAAAUCUGACUAAAUCUUUUAGUUUUUUGGAGUCACAUGUAACUGGUACUGCUUCCGUUCUUUAUAAUCAUUAGUCUGGCCUGUUAGCUUUUGUUGUAUAAUGAAGGUUAGUUGCAUGGUGCUUCUUGCUUUGGAUGAUCACCUUUUCUCGUACUUAAGUGAUCCACUUUGUUCUUAUUGACUUAAAGUGAGAAUAUGCUUUAUUGAGUCAACAGGAGUAAUUAAAUCAUUUUACAUAUACAAGAUUUGGGUUUGGUGAGGAUGAAGUAGUAAUAGAAUUUUGCUAGUAAUAAAAUUUUUCCACAGAGCAGCCUUUACAGUUUGGUAGCUUCACAAACGAGCUAAACAAUUGAAACUGUAGUAACGAUGACAGUCCAUGUAAUUUUUCUGUAGUUUGCAGUUUGACAAUGUGGAAAUCUGAUCUUCAUUAUUGUUUGAUUAGUUGAUUUUAUCUAUUUUAGUUAGGUAUCUUAUUUUUAGAAUAAGAAGUGAUUUGGGUUAUUAUACCAAAUUCAUUAGAUAUUUUCUUAUCAUGUGCAGAGAAUAAAUUACUCUUUUGAUUA
Messenger RNA from Durio zibethinus, 3518 nucleotides. RefSeq names its product F-box/kelch-repeat protein At5g15710-like. Gene Ontology annotation, molecular function: protein binding. The record is from RefSeq and is a predicted model, not a curated record. Lineage: Eukaryota; Viridiplantae; Streptophyta; Magnoliopsida; Malvales; Malvaceae.